GUAAAAUCUUUCCAAAGUAUUCGCUAUGGUUCAAGAACGAAAAUGUAUACUGUGCCACAUCAUAUACACCUCAAAAAAGGAGAUGGAUGAGCACAUGAGAAGUAUGCUUCAUCACAGGGAACUGGAAAAUCUGAAAGGGAGGGACAGCAACCAUGAGUGCCAGGUGUGUCGGGUGACAGUGGUGGGUUUGUCAUCAUAUGCCAAGCACAUCUCCAGCCAGCUGCACAAAGACAACGUUGAAGCCCAUGAUGGAGAUGAAGGGAAGGAAGAGGCUGAUGAAGAAUACUUUGACAAGGAACUCAUCCAGUUAAUCAAGCAAAGAAAUGAGCAGAACCGGACAAGUGAAGCCUGCCAUGUGAACCAUGAAACAGAAACUGAAGACAGAAGGUCACAAAGACGGCAAGAUGAUAGAACUUAUCAAGACAGAGAAGCCUAUGAUUCAUCAUCAUGGUACUAUCAUGGGCAACCUCAGAGAGACUGGAAAUGGGAAAAUGAUGGCUUCUUAAAUUCUAGACAAGGCAAAUUUGGACAUUCUACAAGGAACCCAAAUAACACAAACAGGCAUCCCGGCAGCCAGAGAGGAAGGCCUGGAUGGCAUCAAAAUAAUUCUGGAGUAUCUUCAAAUCGAUAUCAUAACUAUGGGAAUACUGGAAGCACUUGGCAUCAGAAUUCUGGAAGUGGGCCAUCAGUUUGGCAUCAUGGUGGCAGAGGAAGAAAUUCCAACUGGACUUCUGAAGGGAAAAAUAGCUUUUCUAAUUGGCAGUCCAAAAACUCUGGAGGUAAUUGGAAACUCAGUCAGCCAAGUGGAGGUGGCUGGAAUUUAGGAAGAAAUAGAGGUGCAAAGAGUCUCUCCCAAUUAGUCAGUUUGGAUAUUCCCUGGUUUAAAAGCAAGAAUGUUCAGGAUAAGUACAGUGGAGAAAUGUUUUCAUGGCAGUGGCAGGAUAGUGGGUCUGGGGGAUCUUAUACAGGCCACAUGAAUGAAAAUGACAGCAGCAAUUACUUAUUGGAUUUCACUAGUGAUCAGCUGCCUCCAGAUGGGUUACUGAACUUUAGCACUUCUGUGCAGCCUGAUAGCAAAACGUCCAAAGUAAAUGGAAAGUGCAGCAGCAGCCCUUCUCGAGAAAAGACGAGUCGUUGGGCUCCAUAUCCCUCCCAGAAAACUGUAGAACAGCCACCACUGUCUGAUAAGAAUGUGACUAAAGUACCAGAGAAGGCAGAUUCUGCCCAUCUGUUAUCAUCCUCCACUCCAAAAUGGACAGAUCCUAAAACCAGUGAGCUGAAAUUUAAAAAAUGGGAAGAAAGUUUUUCAGUACCCCCCAGUUCAAAAGCAGCAUCCAACAAACGUGUGCCAUCCAGAGAGCCAACUGAAUGCACCAGUGGGAAAAAAUCGGACCAAGCUGAAAGCAGAGGCCAUAGGAUGCCAUCCCUAAAGUCUCCACUUCUUGCUAUUCCAGAUUUAAAGCCAUCUUCUCAAAAUAAAAGCCCAAAGAAUAUCUUGAAACAUGUCCAGCUUUUGUUAUCCUCUGGAGAGUGUCAGAGUCAACUGAACACAGUAGAUUCGGAGGCUAACAGUUCUUCCUCUGAUGGAUCUAACCUAAGCAAUGAAUGUAAUAAUUCCAAAGGCAUCGGGAAUGUGCUGGACAGCAAUGAAAGCCUAAGUGAAGUAUUAUGGAAAGCUGAACAAGAGCUGCAUGGUAGCCAUUCUUUGCAGACUCCUUCCUUGAACACUUACAUAAGAACUCAUAGUGAUGGAAAUGAAGAAUGUAGUACUGAGGGACCUGCACAUUCCCUGUGUGAGUCCCAGAUAGAUAGGUUGGAGGAAGAAAGUUACAGAGACAUAGCAGGAACCAAAAGUGCCCUCUCAGAUACUUGUUUAUCCCAUGAACCUGCAGAAACUGACCAUACUGCAAGAAAAAAUGGUAACAGCCUAGGAGAAUCAGAGCAUAUUGACAAAAACUACUCUGAAUUCCACAUGGAGUCCAUAGAAACUCUAUCACACUCUCAACGCAACUUAGAUAUUGACUUGAAAGCAACCCAGGAAGAGGACGGAGAGGAAGAUGUUACAAAAUCAAAUGUUCAUCCUGAAGACGAAGAUUAUGAAGCUCAUUUAAAUCAUGAGCUGCAGAAAGGUGCAGGAGGGCAGCCUUCAGGUCCUCUUCUCCCUGAAUUGAGUAAACUUGGCUUUCCAGCAUCCCUCCAAAGAGACUUGACAUGGCGUGCUAGUUUGAAGAGCAAAACUGGUACACAUCUACCAGAGCCUAACCUCAACAGCGCCAGGCGCAUUCGGAAUGUUAGUGGUCAUCGAAAGAGUGAGGCAGAGAAGGAAUCGGGGCUCAAGCCUACAUUAAGGCAGAUUAUCAGUGUCUCUCGUAGAAAUGUAAACUGGGAGCAGGUCAUUCAGCAAGUGACAAAGAAGAAACAAGAGCUUGGCAAAGGUUUACCAAGGUUUGGCAUUGAGAUGGUCCCUCUCAUCCAGAACGAACAGGAAGGUCUUGGGCUGUGUGAGGAGCCUGAUCUGACCAGUCUUGAAGGGUUCCACUGGGAAGGGAUCUCUUUCGGCUCCCCUGGGCCCAUUAGAAAACGUAGCCUUUCAGAAAGUAGUGUGGUGAUAGAGAAGACAGCUUCUGCUUACAGUUUCUUCAGCAGUCACGGCCCAAGCAAAGACAAUGAGCAAAGCCAGAUCAGUUCAGAAACUGUCACCGAAGGCACAACUUCUGAGUUCCAGUUGCAGCCAGAUGUGAAACAAGAGGCCUCGUCUCUCCCUUCAUCACCAUUUAGAACUGACUCCAUUGCUAAUGAAAGGAGGCUCAGCCUACAGAUGACCCCUGACGUUACCAGCCUGGCGGCAGUUAGUGCAAAAGAAAUCCAGAGAAGCCCAGAAUACAGAGCACAGCUACUUGAAAGCCAAGAUAUGCAAGAAAUUCCAGGGGAGAGAUACUGUUUGGCUUCAGCCCUUGCUGCAUCCAGCACUGUUGAUGCAGCCACUGAUAGCAGCUAUACAUCUGGCAAUGAACAGAAUGACAGCCAGGGAAUUGGCAAAAAAAGAAGAGCAACCGGAGAGGGGUCAUCUCCUGAAAUCCCAAGUCUAGAAAGAAGGAAUAAGCGAAGAAAGAUUAAAGGCAAAAAAGAACGUUCUCAGGUAGACCAGUUGUUGUCUAUUUCUCUGAAGGAAGAAGAAUUGAGCAAGUCAUUGCAGUGUGUGGAUGGAAGCCUCCUACAGGCUCGAGCUGCUUUACAGGCAGCUUAUAUUGAAGUUCAGCGGCUCCUUGUACUGAAACAACAGAUAUCUGUGGAAAUGGGUACUUUGAGGAGCCAGAGAAUUGAGAUCCUGCAGGGGCUUCAAGAAACGUAUGAGCCUUCGGAACAGCAGGUUCAUCCCAGCAACUCGAGUGAAAAAAGAAACUGCAAGCUUCCACUGACACAGGGCCUAAAUGCUAAUCCAGGUCUUCUUGUUCCUCUUCUGGAAAGCACAUCACCCCUCUCAGCCCAAAUAUCCCCAGCUGCCGUGGCAGCCCCCAUCCAAGUAAGCGUUCCACCUGCAUUUCAAACUACUGGGGUCAUGGGAGCCAUCACAGUUCCUGAUUCGUCCAUUCAAAUCAAGCAAGAACCUGCAUCUCCAAAGCCUGGAGAGGAGAGCAUGAAUAUACCACUCCAGAGCUCUCCUUGUUCUCCUCAAGCAGAACUUCAGUUUCAGGAUGGGAGUGCAAGCCAGAAAUCUUCAAUGUACCCUGUAAUCUCUGCUGCCAUGUCCUUGUCAGGACUCACUAAUUUUCAGCAACCUAAUCAAGAUAUUCAAGAUCCUGUUCCUGAUAAGGAGACUACCUGCUUAUCUGGCCUUUCCCCCCUUAGCUGUUCUCCACCUUUAGUGUCAAUGAAGACAGAAGAAAACAAAGGCUCAGCAGACAACCCCAUCUCAGAACAGUGCACUAGUUCCUUUCAGAACAGAACCUCUCCGUCUGAAACACCCGUGAAUGAAAAUCCCAAACAGGCCACUGAACAGUCCGAGCAGAUGGCAGUUUCUACUCUGGUUUCCAUAGGCAGCAAAGUAAGCAAGAAAAAGAAGAAGCUGAAGAAGAAGAAAGCACUGCGAGCAGCCCAUGUGCCUGAGAACAGUGACACAGAGCAGGAUAUAAGUGACUCGAAACCUUUCAGGAAAGUCAAGUCUAUAAAGGUGCCCAAAGGAGAAAAAGUUACAACAUCCACCCCUCCAAAGCAAGAAUAUGUAGAGACUACUGAGGGAAAAAAUGGGAAGAAGGAUGAGAAUGAGAGUGACGCAUCUCUGGAAUUUGUGGAGGUCCCCAAAUCUCCACUUGAAGUAGUGGCCAUCACUUCUUCAGAAUCAGGAGAUGAGAAACCAGACAGCCCUUCCAAGAGGGAUUCCUUGAGUGCCUCAGAACAGCUUUUGAGAGAAGCAUCUCGGUCUGGCUAUGACGAAGUGAGCUCUACUAGUGAGAUUGGAACAAACUAUAGGGAUGGCACUGGUAGAAGAGUGGCUGAGACCCAGACAUCUAUAUCAUCACUUCGAGGAUCAAAAAACUCAUCAGAAGUCUCUUCAGAGCCUGGGGAGGAUGAAGAACCUACAGAAGGAGUAUUUGAGGGACAUGCAGCUGCAGUGAAUGCUAUUCAGAUUUUUGGGAAUUUGCUGUAUGCCUGCUCAGCAGACAAAACUAUCCGUACAUAUAACUUGGUGAACAGGAAAUGUGUUGGUGUAUUUGAGGGACACACUUCAAAAGUGAACUGCCUGCUCGUUACUCAGACUAAUGGGAAAAAUGCAGCUCUCUAUUCUGGCUCCAGCGACCACAAUAUAAAUUGUUACAACAUCAAGACUAGAGAACUUAUUGAUCAGUUUAAGUUAGAUGACCGUGUACUCUGUCUGCACAGUAGGUGGAAAAUACUUUAUGCGGGACUUGCAAAUGGCAGUGUGAUCACUUUCAGCAUAAAGAACAACAAACAAGGUGAUACCUUUGAGUGCCACAGUCCCAGAGCAAUUAGCUGUCUAGCUACAGCCCAGGAAGGAGCACGCAGGUUGCUAAUUGUGGGAUCUUACGAUUGUACGAUCAGCGUGCGAGAUGCCCGAAAUGGACUUCUGCUUCGAACCCUUGAAGGUCAUAGCAAAACAGUCCUCUGUAUGAAGGUUGUGAAUGACCUGGUAUUCAGUGGUUCCAGUGACCAAUCUGUCCAUGCCCACAACAUACAUACAGGGGAGCUUGUACGGAUCUACAAAGGACACAACCAUGCUGUGACAGUAGUGAACAUCCUGGGGAAAGUUAUGGUAACAGCCUGCUUGGAUAAAUUUGUUCGUGUUUAUGAGCUGCAGUCUCAUGAUCGUUUGCAAGUCUACGGAGGACACUCGGACAUGAUUAUGUGCAUGACCAUUCAUAAAAGCAUGAUCUACACUGGUUGCUAUGAUGGCAGUAUUCAAGCUGUGCGGCUUAACUUGAUGCAGAAUUAUCGUUGCUGGUGGCAUGGAUGUUCGUUGAUAUUUGGAGUUGUGGACCACCUGAAACAGCAUUUGUUAAAUGACCACACAAACCCAAACUUUCAAACACUAAAGUGUCGGUGGAAGAACUGUGAUGCUUUCUUCUCCUCCCGGAGAAGUUCCAAGCAGGAUGCUGUGGGACAUAUUGAAAAACAUGCAGAAGAUGAUAGCAAGAUUGACUCAUGAAGUGUUUACACCUCCCACAUUGGGAAGUACAUUUUCUAUACUGGAAAUUCCAUGUCUAUCCCUUUUCCUCCUGAGUUACUACUUGGAGUACAAAGAGGAGUAAGCCUUUUUUUUUUUUGUAACAGAGACAGCUUUUUGCAGGCAGCUCUGUAGAGAAAGGAAUGAUGGACAGAUUCAGACCAAACAAUCACAAAUGUUUUACGUUUUUAUUCAUCAGCAGAAACAAACUCCUUUCCUUUUUAUUCUAUACUCUCAAAGUAGUAGAUGAUGUAUAUCUAAGAUGGAGAGUUUAGUACUCAAACUGGUGCUUAAAUACUCUGCUGUGUUCAUCAGUUUUAUGUUGUACAAAGGAUCUCCCAAGCGUACGAUACUUUUGGAUUUAGACAGUUUUAGUAAUUUCAAAAAACUUCCAGAAAUAUUACAUAAUCAUUGACGAUUGCUCUGUUUACUUCCAUCACAUAUUUGUACCCCUCAUAGGAUGAAACGUGGCCUCCUUACUAAACAGUGAAUAUAAACUUUCAGUUUAUAUUAUUACUUACCUUUAAUUCUAAAUGCUAGGUAUGCACAGCUGCUCGCUGCUGAAUUUGAUUUUCUGUACAUUUUUGUCCCCCAAAGAAGCUUGUGGUGAUGGGUUAUAGAUAUUGCAUCACCCAAACAGCCAUAUUACUGGGUUUCUUCACCAAGUUAUUGGUGUUUUUAUUUUUAACUGGUGCAAAGACCAGUGCAGAUAACAAUCUCAGUUUUUAAGCAUUGUUGUCUGUAUCUAUUCAGUGCUGGUCUUGUAAAAAUAAUGAGACUACAUUCUGAAUGUUUGUGUUUUUUUUUUAAGUUCUGGCCUAUUUGUGGCAUCUUAAACUGUUGAGCUUUGGAGUCUUUGCAUUUUUAGUGAACAUUUUCUCUUCCUGUCCAGCUUACACUUGAACUUGAAAACAUGUUUGGAUAGUUACUUUUUAACAGCUGUUAUUUACAUUAUGGUCCGGUUUUAAUAACUGGAAGUUCCCUCGUAAGAGCAAGGGGUUGUUGGAUCUGAAACAUGAUUUUGAAGUCUGAAGGGCCCAAACAGAAGCUGAGACUAUGUUUGCGUGUGCAGACCCAUUGCCAUUUAGAUUUGCUUGAAGAUGAUGUUUGCAGUGCAGAGAACGGAUAUGUAAUCACAGGGAAGAAAUGUUCAUUCAGGUGGCAUUCCAGCAGUUCCCACUUUUUUGUUGUUCAAGUGCUUUCUUCUUGUAGUCAGUGUUCUCAUCAUUUUCAGUCUUAGCUUUUCUAUGGAAUAAGCCCCCCAAAAGUGAUACAGUAACAGAAGCAGAAGAGAAUGGCUGUGUAAUGUCAUUUUAUUCUUCACAUAACAUGAAUGUUCUGAAAGAAGAAUGAGUAUUAUUAUCUACUUUUUGUUUAUUUUUAAAUCCUAAACUCCAAGGGGAGUGUUCUCUGCAGCUGAGGGUAAGAACAAGAUCAUGCUUGUAAAUGGGGAAUAUGGGGGGGGGGCAACUUGAGGUAGUGAAGGGUCAUGCCCCAGUAUUUUUGCUGGAUAUUUGAAUUUUGCCUCUCAGAAGCUACUGGGGAAAAUAUUUUUAACAGAUAAAUCUAGCUUCUAAGCAGCCUCAUAAGGUUUUCUGGUGAAAGAUCUUUUCUUUUUACAUUAUCGUUCACCAAGUGGUCAUUCCCUGAAUGAACUGAAGACAUUUUGCUUACAAUUCAUUAAGGCUCUGUUCUGAAAACACUUUUCCAAAGAGAACAGCACCCUGCAACAGACCUUCUACUGUCUUUUAGCAGGUGGCUUCUAGGCAGUGGCUAUUUUGUUGUUUUUGACGUUUUCACCAUGACAUUAUUAUGGCAGGUUUGGAGGGCAGGGGCAGCCUUCUUCACAGUGGGAGAGAAGCUAGAGGGAGAAACUUGGGAAGGUUCUCCAAGCUUUAUCAAGAUGCUGUGGAGAAUUUGAGCUGUAAAAAAAGGUAUCUAACUGUUGUGAGAACGAAAAAUUUCUUUUAGAUCCAUAGCUGAAUUCAAUUUGAAAGGAAGACGCAGAGCCAGAGUGUUGUACUGAAAAGUAUGUGGAGUGCUGUGUUUAUACUAGUCUUGAGGAUUAGUAAGUGAAUGGAUUUUAAUUUUAUAUCCUCUUCUGGUUUGAGAGAUUUUUUUAUUGGAAGAGGAUGGUGACUUUGCUUGCAAUUUUUAAAAAAAGAAAUGUCCUUUUUCAUUACAUUAGUUGUUGCAUCAUUUAGUAUUCUUGAUCACUUUAAUAGGAGUGUGAUGGUGUGUGUGUGCGCGCAUGUUUAAGAUGGGUGUGAAGACAGAUUUUUCUGUAAUCCGUUUUGGGAUGCCUUUGACCUUUUGUCUCCAGAGUGCUUCAACUAUAAUAAAGUGUGCUUGUCUUGUCAGAUGCUAGUUUCCAUAUGUUGGCCUUUAUUUGAAAGAUGGAUGAGAACUGCUCCAAAACCUGGUCUUUAUGAAUGUUCAUAAAUUCACAUUACCUCUGAAGAUGUUACAUCAGGUCUCAUCACGUAAGUCUGCUGCAUUAAGAUACCACUGGAGCCACAUAGUGUCCUCAUUCAGUUCUUAGAAAUAUUCUUGUCUUAUACUUCAGGGAUUUUGUUGUUUGUUUGAGGCUCUGCUUUCUGCACUUCUACCUCUUUAGCAGGAAAUUAGCCUGUUCCUAUAGGCUCUGCUGGAAGCCAUGGAGACAUAAAGGAUAAAAUAAUGUGCAUACAAAUUGUGGAGUGGGUUUGUUAAGAUUAUGUCUGUCACGUUCAAUGCAGGUUUCUAGCAUAUUUCCACAAAUAAGAUGAAGUUUUUAGUAUGAAAUCUUUGAGAUGAUGAUGAUCUCUUCUGUUUUUUGUCUUGGAAAGAGAGAAAGAAAUGACGUGACCAGAGGGAACUGUGGAGUGUGUUUUGGACUGUGUGCGGACUGUUAACUUUUAUAUGUUGGCUUAAUGACUGAGUAAACUGUUACAUGGUGUGUAUAAGUGAAUUUGGACUGCAUGCCAACACAAUAGACCUUUCUUUUAUGCCAUUUAUCCUGUUUCAUGAAUUAUUAUUUUUUUGGUACAGUGUGAGGAAGUGGUUUGUGCACCAGCCUUUUAGGGACUGCUCAGUUACUUGACCUUUAGCGUGUCGGUACCAGUAAAUCCAAGUACAUUUCACUGACUACCCCAGCUUCUGUUUGGUCCUUGUAGCAAAUACUUCGGCAUGAAGGACAGACUUCUAAAAUGUUGGGACUGAAAUACCAGAUGUAUAAUCCACAUCCUAUUGAAGUGGCAGAAUUCUCAGAGUAGCAGCUGUGGAUUGCAUCCUUAAAUGUCAACCUGAACUUAAAUUCUUGUCAUAGCUCUGCAUUUCAUUUUUUUAAUAUUCAAGAUUCAUGUUGAACAGCUCACAUAAUUGGUUGCUUGUUGCUUCUAUAUUCAUUUUUUAAUUAGGAGCUUCAUUCCCUAGGUGUCUAGGGUCCUAGCAAGAAGAUUUUCUAUGUCACAUAUAAGCAGGCAAAAAGAUCAGCCCCUCAUUUUUCUCUGUCUAGAAAUGCCUUGGUUUGAACUCACUCAGACCUUUUCAAAUUGUAUAGCUUUCAAAGCAAGAACAGAUUGGUGUUGGGUAAACAGAGUUUUCUGAACUUGUUUAAUUUCAGUGGGAUGAAACCUAUGCCUAUGUGGCUUUUCUCACAAGUAAAGAUGUGUUUCAUGUGCAAAAAUGAUUUGGUCUUUCCUUUUACUACAAAGCUGUGAAUUUCAUCAAACAAAACAAAA
This is a messenger RNA of Gekko japonicus, 9405 nucleotides long. It is a transcript of the gene ZNF106, whose product is annotated as zinc finger protein 106. NCBI's taxonomy places the organism in Eukaryota, Metazoa, Chordata, Lepidosauria, Squamata, Gekkonidae. The record is from RefSeq and is a predicted model, not a curated record. Bases 26 to 5665 code for a protein of 1879 amino acids. The transcript has 21 exons. Gene Ontology annotation, molecular function: SH3 domain binding; RNA binding; zinc ion binding. Gene Ontology annotation, cellular component: membrane; cytosol.